Messenger RNA from Nymphaea colorata (pocket water lily), 2537 nucleotides. RefSeq names its product rust resistance kinase Lr10-like. Bases 334 to 2298 code for a protein of 654 amino acids. The record is from RefSeq and is a predicted model, not a curated record. Gene Ontology annotation, molecular function: ATP binding; polysaccharide binding; protein kinase activity. Gene Ontology annotation, biological process: protein phosphorylation. The transcript is spliced from 3 exons. Lineage: Eukaryota; Viridiplantae; Streptophyta; Magnoliopsida; Nymphaeales; Nymphaeaceae.
UGUUGUAAAAAUGCCUUUGAUCAGUGACAUUCUAUCCAAUUGAAUGUGGUAGAGUGAGAGAAGAAAGUUGGUGGACAGGAAGAAGGCCGUGAAGUUUAGGAUUCCACCAAAGUCACCGGCCGAGUCAAUCCUCUUCUCUUGGUUUUCGAAGAAUUCAGAGGAAGAUCUUUCCUGUUAUGGGUGUCUAUCCACCAAAAGAAAGGAGUCGAACUCCAAAGAAAGAGGGAUCAGUACAAGGCUUGCGCUUGUCUUCCGUCUGAUCAGAAGUCUCCUUUUCAAUACCCAACUCGCUCCUCUCCUGGUCGAGAUAUUGAACCAUUUCUCGCAAGUCAGAUGAAGGCUUUCUUCUUCUGCUCCUUCUUGUUCUUCUGCUUCAACCCAUCCUUUACAGCAGCAGACAGCCCAGAAUACAGGGACUGCGCCCCGGCGUCCUGCAAUGGCAUCGACGUCAACUAUCCCUUCUCCCUUUACGCCUCCACACCCGGCACCAGUUGUGCUUUCCCUGGUCUGAACCUCACCUGCCAAGGGGACGAGGCCGAUGCCCUCCUCUUCCUGAAUACGCCCACGGGUCUCAAGUUCAUUGUCAAGAGCAUCAACUACACGGCUCAGACCAUCAAGCUGGCCAUCGACCGCAGCCUAAUGUUAGGCAGCCAUGGCGGGUGCUUCUACCCCUCCAUAAAUGUCACGCUCUUCAAUAUCACCAACGAUGACCUCCCACUCAGAUUCACUACAAAUUACAGAUCGGUGAUCCUCUUCUACAGAUGCUCUACCAAGCCCAAUGCUACUGGCGGGUUCAAUCAAAGCUUGGAUUACAUCCCGGGCCAGAAUAACAUCGUGUCGGUGUGCUCUAGCCCUGCCUCUACCUCCUAUUCCUACGCCUUCUCUAACGACGACUAUCUGUACAAAAGCUUUCGUUGGUUUAACUUCUGCAAGGCAAUGGUGAGCUUCCCCAUCUUGGCGUCAUCUUUUUCUAGUGGCUUCAGCGAUAUAUCCUUGUCCGAUGAGUUCGAUCUGGGAUGGACGGUCGAAAGCAUGACCCUUUGCGCCGAUUGCACCGCCUCAGGUGGUCGCUGCGGAUACAGCACCAUCGGCAACGGCUUCCUUUGCUUCUGCAGGCAGGGUUCUCGCUAUGGCAAUUGCAACCGAAUCGGUUCCAGCAAAUGGAAGGAGAUCAUAAUAGGUCUGGCAGCAGCUGUCGGCAGCUUUCUAUUAGCAUGUUUGUUGUUCUGGGCUCGAUCCCUUUGGGUUUCCAGAGCAACAAGAUUUCCUGCAGAAAGCGGAUGUUUUCAACUCCAUGCACCAGCAAAACUUGAGAAGUUAUUGCUUGAUUACAAGACUCUCACAGCCACUAGAUACACGUACAGUGACAUAAUGAAGAUGACAAACAAGUUCGAAAGUAAACUUGGGCAGGGUGGCUAUGGGAGCGUCUUUCAAGGAUGGUUGUCCAAUGGCAAACCGGUGGCAGUAAAGCUAAUGGAGAAAUCGUAUAAAGAUGGGGAAGAAUUUUGUAACGAAGUUGCUACCGUUGGUAUGAUUCACCAUGUCAACGUGGUUCGCCUCCUUGGCUUCUGUGUUGAAGGGUCUCGUCGGGUACUUGUGUACGAAUUCAUGUCGAAUGGUUCGCUUGAGAAGAUUACCAACACCAUAAUUGCAGGUCGUUGCAUGUUCAGGCCAGAAAGGUUAUAUGAUAUAGCACUAGGCAUUGCGAGGGGAAUUGAGUAUCUACACCAAGGUUGUGAUCAAAGAAUCAUCCACUUUGACAUCAAACCACACAACAUUCUUUUGGACCAUGACUAUACACCAAAGAUUUCUGAUUUUGGUCUAGCAAAAUCAUAUUCCAAGGAGCGAAGCACUGUAACUAUUACACAAGGCAAAGGCACAGUUGGUUACGUUGCUCCUGAGGUAUUCUAUGGCAAUUCCAGGCAUGUCUCACAUAAAUCCGAUGUUUAUAGCUUUGGAAUGUUGCUGAUAGCAAUGCUUGGGAUGAAAGAAAAGAUUGGUGCCACUGGUGGGUGUUCUACUGGACCAUAUUUUCCUCAAUGGAUUCAUGACACUCUUUUAAAGAAUCAAAACUUUGAAGGCAUUGAAGAAGGGCAAGAUGAAAUUAUUCGAAAGGUCACCACUAUAGCCUUGUGGUGCAUGCAAUGGAAUCCACUUGAUAGACCUUGUAUGAAAGAAGUAGUUAAGAUGUUUGAAAGCAGCACGUCAAACUUGACAAUGCCUCCCAAUCGUUUUUACCCCGCAAUUGAACAUGAGUUCAUGAGUCGAGGUACCGACUCUUCAUCUAUAUCAGAAUGAUGAUUCGGGUACUCGAGAAACAGCAAAAAGUGGGAAAUUUUUUGACAGAAAAUUGGCAGCAUUAAUCAGCUGAGUUUGGCUAUUCAUGUUACCUUGUCGCCUUUCCUCAAUUUUUAGUUUCAGACCGGAAAUGUGCCUGUCUGUUUAGUUUCUCAGUCAAGUUGGCUAUUCAUGUUUACUUGGGGCUAGUAUGAGGGUCUUGAAUUAAAAUUGCAGAAAUAAAAUUCCACCUCAAACUG